Messenger RNA from Hemibagrus wyckioides, 4755 nucleotides. RefSeq names its product zinc transporter ZIP9. Bases 227 to 1150 code for a protein of 307 amino acids. NCBI's taxonomy places the organism in Eukaryota, Metazoa, Chordata, Actinopteri, Siluriformes, Bagridae. The transcript has 8 exons. Gene Ontology annotation, biological process: transmembrane transport; zinc ion transport. The record is from RefSeq and is a predicted model, not a curated record. Gene Ontology annotation, molecular function: metal ion transmembrane transporter activity. Gene Ontology annotation, cellular component: membrane.
GGUAUUUUAAUGGUUAACCUGGAGAACUACAGUCGAUUUGUUUAAAGCUGCGACGUGGAAAGUUUGAAACCUCGCUACGUGACAACAUCACGCGGGCCUUCAGUCCAUACUUUACAUGUUAGAUCUUUAUUGGAGCAUGUGUGUGAAGAGUGUGAGGACAGCUGAUUAUUAUAAAGGUUAGUGGACUUGAAGUACAGGAGAGGGGGAAAAAAGGAGGGUGAAAGCCAUGGACGGAGCAGUGGCUGUUCUUUUAAUCUCUCUCGCGAUGUUUGUGGGAUGUUUUCUGCUCGGACUUAUUCCAUUACUGAUCAACUUUUCCCAGCAGAAACAGCAGUUUAUUACCGUGCUGGGGGCGGGGCUUCUGUGUGGCACCGCCCUAGCGAUUAUUAUUCCGGAGGGGGUGGAGCUACUUGAGAGAUCCUCUAGAGAUUCAUUUUGCUCAGCUGUAACAGCUAGACUGAAUGCCUCAGAUGCGAAUGCUACUCUCAAGCCUUCCACCGAGAAAGGACUGCGUCCCCACGUCUUCAUUGGAGCGUCACUGGUCCUGGGCUUCACGUUGAUGUUUGUGGUUGAUCAGAUCGCUGACUACUGUUCAUCACAUGUCUCACGUGCAAGCGUGUACAGCGGCAGCACCACAGCGACUCUGGGUCUCCUCAUUCACGCAGCAGCUGAUGGGGUGGCUCUCGGUGCAGCUGUUGCUUCAUCUCAAGUGUCAGUUCAGGUCAUCGUUUUCUUUGCUGUGAUUUUGCACAAGGCCCCAGCUGCAUUUGGUCUUGUCUCAUUCCUCAUGCAUGCAGGACUGGAGAAAAGCACAGUUCAGAAGCAUCUGCUGGCUUUUUCAUGUGCAGCGCCUCUGAUGGCGAUCAGCACCUACUUCAUCCUAAUUGCGACGGGUGGAUCUUCAGAGCAUCGUCUGGGUGCGACAGGAAUCGGCAUGCUGGUCUCUGCUGGGACUUUCCUUUACGUGGCUACGGUGCAUGUGCUGCCUGAGAUUAACAGCAGAGGACAGCAGAGAUCCGGCCACGUCCACCACCACCAUGCAGAAACAGGAGCGUACCAUCACACGGGACUCGGGUUAAUGGAAAGCAUCACGCUGGUCGCUGGAGCUGGACUUCCUGUGCUCUUAGCCCUCGGCCUACCUGAUGAAUGAAGAACUGUUACGUUGCCAAAGAUGCUGCUGCUGUGGCUCAGAGAUCAUCACUGCAUUCAGGGUUUUUAUAACUCCUUUUCAAUUUCCAGCCUGUAUGUACACAUCUGCUUGACAGCUGUACUGCGAUGGGCCUCUACAUUCAACACCGUUCAUGCAGCAUGCAUGAGAUUACAUCAGCAGCGUCAGCGGUAAUGAAUGGACAAGGGUGAGAAGAUUAUGAGGUUAAUGCAAGGUCAGGUUCUACAAAUAUAUUUUCACAGCUACACGCAGAAAUAUUCCAGAGCCCUUGAAGCAGAUGUGUCACAGUUGCUUUGCGUUAACGCUACAGGUGCCGUUACACGUGAUUCAGUGGCAAGUGGGCUGCACCAAAAAGGUUAGUUUAUUGACUAAUAACAACAACAGUUCUUCUAGUUGUUUAUGUCACCAGCAAUGAUCUGAAAAUAAAGGCACAAAUGGACUGAAUACAGUCAGGUCUAAAAAUAUUUGUACACUGACAGAGUUAAUCAUUCAAUUCAAUUCAAUUUUAUUUGUAUAGUGCUUUUAACAAAGAGCAUUGUCUCAAAGCAGCUUUACAUGAGAAACGACAUAAGAAAACAACAAACAUAUAAACAGACAGACAGACAGUCCUAGAUGUUAUCCCAAGUGAGCAAGCCUGAGGCGACUGUGGCAAGGAAAAACUCCCUUAGAUGGUAUGAGGAAGAAACCUUGAGAGGAACCAGACUCAAAAGGGAACCCAUCCUCAUUUGGGUGACAAUUGUGUGAUGCAGAUACAGCAUGUGUAUAGUGUUAUGUAAAUUAAUAAGGAGGUUGUUGUCCACAGCGCUGCUUGAAUAUCCCAAUCCUCACAAGCAGAACCCGGCUGGAGGUGGUCCAUCUCCGGAUGCCACUGGAGCCGGCACAGUCUCUGUAUGCCUCGGGAUGGGUAGAAGAAGGGAAACAAUGGAACAGCAUUAGCGUAGCUGUUGUUCAUAAUAUUAGCAGUACUAGAUGAUAAUGUGCAUUUAAUCAGAUGUACUUGAGCACAAGGUUAUGGGAAGUGUUAAAUGUAUGCCAGGCUAAAGAGAUAAGUCUUUAGUCUACAUUUAAACUGGGAGACUGUGUCUGAGCCCCGAACACUGUCAGGAAGACUAUUCCAAAGUUUUGGAGCUAAAUACGAAAAUGCUCUACCCCCUUUUGUGGACUUUGAUAUUCUGGGAACUACUAGAAGUCCAGAAUUUUGUGAUCCUAAAGAGCGUGAUGGAUUGUAACGUGUUAGAAGACUAAACCAAUUAGAGCCUUGUACGUAAGUAGAGCUAAUUUAUAGUCAAUUCUAAACUUCACAGGUAGCCAGUGCAGGAUUGAUAAUAUUGGGGUUAUAUGAUCAUAUUUUCUUGAUCUGGUAAGAACUCUGGCGGCUGUAUUCUGGACUAACUGUAGCUUGUUUAUUGAAGAUGCAGGACAACCACCUAGUAAUGCAUUACAGUAGUCCAGUCUGGAGGUCAUGAAUGCAUGAACUAGUUUUUCUGCAUCAGAUACAGAUAAAAUGUUCCUAAGCUUGGCAAUAUUUCUAAGAUGGAAGAAGGCUGUUUUUGUGAUCUUGGAAAUAUAAUUUUCAAAGGAUAAGUUGCUGUCUAAUAUUACACCCAGGUCUUUCACUGUUGAGCUAGUAGUAAGAGUGCAUCCUUCUAGGUGCAAGCUGAAUUGCGAGAGCUUCUGUGUACUGGUUUUUGGGCCAAUAAGUAAUAUCUCUGUCUUGUCAGAAUUUAAUAAUAGGAAAUUAUUGGUCAUCCAAUCUCGAAUAUCUUUGACACACUCAGUUAGUCUAGACAAAUUAGAUAUUUCAUCUGGUUUUGAUGAAAUAUAUAACUGGGUAUCAUCGGCAUAACAAUGGAAACUAAUCCCAUGCCUUCUAAUGAUGUUACCCAAUGGAGGCAUGUAUACUGAGAAAAGCAGAGGUCCUAAAACUGACCCUUGUGGGACCGCGUAUUUCACUGGCACUACACUGGACAGUUCUCCAUUUAAAUCUACAAAGUGGUAUCGAUCAGACAGGUAGGAUCUAAACCAUUUUAAUGCCUGUCCCUGCAUACCUGUGUGAUUUUGUAAGCGAUCUAUGAGGAUAUUAUGAUCUAUAGUGUCGAAUGCAGCACUAAGAUCAAGCAGGACUAAAAUGGAGAUGCAGCCUUGGUCCGAAGCUAAAAGCAAGUCAUUUGUGAUUUUAACUAGUGCAGUUUCUGUACUAUGAAGGGGCCUAAAACCUGACUGAAAUUCUUCAAGGAUAUUGUUUUCCUGUAGGAAGGAGCAUAAUUGAGACACCACCUUUUCUAAUAUUUUAGAUAUAAACGGAAGGUUUGAAAUCGGUCUGUAAUUCGAUAUUACAUCAGGGUCUAGUUUCGGUUUCUUAAGAAGAGGCUUAAUAACUGCUAGCUUAAGAGAUUUUGGGACAUGACCUAGAAAUAACGAAGAGUUAAUAAUAUUUAGAAGAGGCUCUCCAGCUGCAUGUAUCACUUCUUUCAGCAAUCUGGUUGGAAUUGGAUCUAGCAAACAUGUUGUUGGUUUAGCCGUGGUGAUAAGUUUAACUAGCUCUUCCUGCCCUAUGCUGGUAAAGCAUUGUAGCUUUAAGUGUGGAGCUAUAGGCUGGUCUGGAUCACCGGAUGCCGUCAGUGGUUGAACAUCCAAUAUUUUGUUCCUGAUACUAUCGAUUUUAUUAGUGAAGAAAUUCAUAAAGUCCUCACUACUAAACUGUGCUGAAAUACUCUCUCCAGAAAUCUGAUGCUUUGUUAGUUUAGCCACUGUACUAAAUAAGAAUCUGGGAUUGUUCUGGUUUAUUUCAAUCAGAUUGCUCAGAUGCUCAGCCCUACCAGCUUUUAGAGCCUGUCUAUAGUUGGCCAGACUGUCUUUAUACGCAAUUCUAAAACUAAUUUGGUUUUUCUCCACUUUCGCUCGAGGUUACAGGUUGCUCUCUUGAGGGCAUGAGUAUGACUAUUGUACCAUGGUGCAGGUGUUUUAUCUCUGACCUUUUUUCACAGUAUACUGGAGGUAUUUGUACUGGUGUUACGGGGAUGUAGUAGUUUAGUGGUUAAGGCGUUGGACUUCUGAUCAAAAGGUUAUGAGAUUGAAUCGCAGGUCCACUGCUGGGCCCUUAGCCCUCAACUGCUCAGUUGAAUAAAAUGAGAUAAAUUGUAAGUAACUCUGUAUAAGGGUGUCUACCAAAUGCCAGACAUGUAAAUUAAUCAUGUUAUCAAGCUAUAAUUCAUGGGUGUGUGCAUCAGAUUCAGUUGAUCUGUGUAGGAAUGACAGCAUUUUACAGCAGCCCUUUUGAAGAAGCCAAAAAUAAUAAUAAAAAAUAGAAGCUGCAUCAUGGCCAUGGCUCUUUGCAAGAAAGAACGCAGUGUUGACCUCAGGAACACCAAAAGACCUAGAAGGCCAGUGGAAAACUGUAGUGGAUGACAAGAAUUCUUUCCCUGGUGAAGAAGAUGCCCCUCAACAGUUUGCCAGAUCAGGAACCCCCUCAUGGAGGUAGUGGUAUCUGUCAAAGUCAAAAAUCAAGAGAAGACAUCACUAGAAGAAAUAUAGUAGGUUAGAUUUAAGCCUCAAGAACAGGAAGACCAUCUUUAAAAAAAGAAAAA